This is a messenger RNA of Lampris incognitus (smalleye Pacific opah), 423 nucleotides long. RefSeq names its product agouti related neuropeptide (gene agrp). The record is from RefSeq and is a predicted model, not a curated record. Lineage: Eukaryota; Metazoa; Chordata; Actinopteri; Lampriformes; Lampridae. Bases 1 to 423 code for a protein of 140 amino acids. Gene Ontology annotation, biological process: neuropeptide signaling pathway; positive regulation of feeding behavior; adult feeding behavior. Gene Ontology annotation, cellular component: extracellular region. The transcript has 3 exons. Gene Ontology annotation, molecular function: type 1 melanocortin receptor binding; neuropeptide hormone activity.
AUGCUCAGCUCUCUGGUAGUCUGCUGGUGGGCUCUCAGCCUGCUUCGGGUCUCAUCUGGGCUGGUCCAUGGGAAGGUCCACUUGGAUGACAGUGAGCCCAUCCUGAGAAGAACUGAGUCCUCUUUCCUCUCAGACAAAGACACAAACCAACGCUCCAGGCCAGAUUCUGCCCUGUUGGCUGUAGACUCUAUGGAGGAUCAGUUAAUAAUGGCUGCAGAAUCUUAUGACGAGGAGGUGUCUGAGGCCUUGCAGCUCAAGACCAGGGCGAUGCGUUCUCCUCGCCGCUGCAUCCCCCAUCAGCAGUCCUGCCUGGGCCACCAGCUGUCUUGCUGCGAUCCUUGCGACACCUGCUACUGUCGCUUCUUCAACGCGAUCUGCUACUGUCGCCGCAUCGGGCAGCCCUGCUCCCACAGGCGCACUUAG